Molecule: messenger RNA, 1485 nt
Organism: Prinia subflava (tawny-flanked prinia)
Lineage: Eukaryota; Metazoa; Chordata; Aves; Passeriformes; Cisticolidae
Gene: CADM3
Product: cell adhesion molecule 3
Cellular component (GO): presynaptic membrane
Source: RefSeq, a predicted model, not a curated record
UCCCCGCCGCUGCCGCACCGCCGGCUCCAGAGCGGAGGGAGCAGCGCCCGCCGCCCGCGCUGCGGCUCGGUCGCGCCGGCCCCGCGGGCUCCCGCCGCCGCCACCAUGCAGCCCCCCGCCGUCGGCAUCCUCCUGCUCAUCGCCUGCUUCGGCAGCGCCCGGGGAAACCUCUCCCGCGACGAGAGCCAGCCCACGACAUCAGACGAGACCGUGGUGGCCGGGGGCACGGUGGUGCUCAAGUGCCAGGUGGAGGAUCCCGACGAUUCCUCGCUGCAGUGGUCCAACCCUGCCCAGCAGACGCUGUACUUUGGGGAAAAACGAGCCCUGCGGGAUAACAGGAUCCAGCUGGAGAGAUCCACCCCCAACGAGCUGACCAUCAGCAUCAGCGACGUGGUGCUGGCCGACGAGGGCGAGUACACCUGCUCCAUCUUCACCAUGCCCGUGAGGACGGCCAAGGCGCUGGUCACCGUGCUGGGGAUCCCCCAGAAGCCGCAGAUCUUCGGCCACGAGCAGCCCAUCGAUGAGGAGAAGGUCGCCCGGCUCAUCUGCCGCUCCUCCGGCAGCAAACCCGCGGCGCAGCUGCGCUGGAGGAAGGGCAACAGGGAGAUCAAGGACUCCGGCACCGACGUGGUGGAGGACCCCAAUGGCAAGACCUUCACGGUGACCAGCAGGGUGGAGUUCCGUGUCACCAAGGAGGACAACGAGGUGGAGGUCACCUGCACGGUGGACCACGAGUCCCUGCAGAACUCGGAGAGGUCGACCACGCAGAAGCUGCAGGUCCACUACAAGCCCACGGCGAAGAUCGAGCCCCACCCGCAGUACCCCCGGGAGGGGGAGAAGCUGCAGCUGCAGUGCGACGGGCAGGGCAACCCCAUCCCGCAGGAGUUCCUGUGGGAGAAGGAGGGCAGCGACGCGCCCCUGCAGCUCAGCUCCGACAGCGUCCUCAUCUUCCCCUUCCUCAACAAGAGUGACAGUGGCACCUACGUGUGCACGGCCACCAGCUCCAUGGGCAGCGUGGUGGCCAAGUACAACCUGGACGUCAGCGAUCUUCCCCAGCUCCCCACCCCACACGUUCACUCCACUCCAGCCCCUCCAGGGCCAGGCCCUUCCCAGCCCAUCUCUCAUGCUUCCAUGGCCUCCGCUCCAUCCUUCACUCCAGCUCUCAUCCAAGACGCCAGCCCGGUGCCCUCCACCUCCAGCACGUACCACGCCAUGAUCGGCGGCGUGGUGGCCGUCAUCGUCUUCCUGCUGCUCAGCCUCCUCAUCGUGCUGGGACAUUACCUGAUCAGGCACAAAGGUUUGUGCCCAGGCCCUGGGGACACGGUGACACCCCGCCAUCGGCCACCCCCUGUAAUGAUGUGAACGUACCUGACCCACGAGGCCAAAGGCUCGGACGACGCUCCGGACGCCGACACCGCCAUCAUCAACGCCGAGGGCGGCCAGGCCGGCGGCGACGACAAGAAGGAAUAUUUCAUCUAGAGGGCU